Messenger RNA from Acipenser ruthenus (sterlet), 6052 nucleotides. RefSeq names its product fibroblast growth factor 4B-like. Lineage: Eukaryota; Metazoa; Chordata; Actinopteri; Acipenseriformes; Acipenseridae. The transcript has 3 exons. Gene Ontology annotation, cellular component: cytoplasm. The record is from RefSeq and is a predicted model, not a curated record. Bases 3052 to 3672 code for a protein of 206 amino acids. Gene Ontology annotation, molecular function: fibroblast growth factor receptor binding; growth factor activity. Gene Ontology annotation, biological process: regulation of cell migration; positive regulation of cell population proliferation; animal organ morphogenesis.
AUACCAAUAAAAUCAAUCAAUCAAUCUUUAUUUUAUAUAGCGCCUUUCAUAAUGGACCACCAUCACAAAGUGCUUUACAAGAUAGUGAGGAACAAUGCAUAAUACAUUAAACACAGUGAAAUACAGGGCAUAGUACAUUAAAUACAAAUAGUUAAAAACAAUGCAUUUUGUUCCAAAAGAAAGAGGAGAAAUCAUGGCAGGUAAGAGAGGAGGAUGAAUUGGGAGAUUGGUUUAUCAAUGGCUGGAUGCAGGAUUUGAUCAAUGGUUUUGAAGAGAAUAUUUGGUUUACCUUUUCCCAGGAUAUGAUUUCAGAGAAGUACUUCAUUCUGACAGCAGCGAGCGCACGCCUGUAGCUACUGAGGUGAUCGGUCCAAAUCUCUCUGUGAACUGUUAGUCCAUAUGACUCCCAUUGCUCUCAGACUUGCAGCAGGCAGACUUAAGUAGUCAAAGUUUGAGGGUAUACCAUGGGCAGUUGCGAUGUUUCUUCACUGUUCUGGUUGUAAGCUUGGCAACUGUGUCGAUGAUCUGAGUAAGGGUGGCGUUGUAGAGGGAAGGCAAGGAUCAUGGUAGGAUCAAGCAAAUCAUGAAAUACCAUACUUGAAAGUUGCAAGGAUGAAUCAAGAAUAGGGAAGGGUUUCAUGCAUGCCUUGCACAAUAAAUGCCAGGGUUUGUGUGGAUGACGCAAGAGAUGACAUGAAGAAAUGUACAAGAUUUGAACUUGAAAUAACUGCAUGGAGUAUGCUUUGUGUUUUGUAUGUUUUGUGCAAAGCAUGCAAGAAAUACUUCUUAUCCUUGGAUAAUCAUUGCUUAAAACUUGUAUUAUAGGGUUUUGCAGGUCUUGCUUGAUCCUAACGUGAUACUUGUGUUUUUAUUGUUAUGGGUACUGAAUUGAAGCUGUCACUAAAAAUUCAAUAACUUCUCAAAUUAUUCAUUCCUCACACACAAAAUUACUCACAAUCUGAUUGGCAAAAAAAAAAAAGGUCCUUAGUCCCCAGUAAUUCCUAUUUGAUACCUCAUCACCGAAUCAAAUUGGAAGUAACCCUAACCCUAACCCUAACCCUAUGCACCACAAGAAGAACAUGAAAAAAUUAUUUAAGGAACAACUGGCCUAUCUGUGACUCUUUAAUUGAAUUACAUAUUGUUAUAUUUCCAUAUAAAAAUUCAACAUACAGAAGGAGAUAUACUAGCCUAUUGGCAACACAUUAAAAAAAAAAAAAAAAAACGGGCCAUGUCUAAGUACAGUGAGUAAAUAUUAAUUAAUUACAUAACUGCUGUGUAAAUAGUAAACAAAUGGGCCUUAUAUACGAGGCAGUGGUCUACAUAUUGUAUGAUCCUUUCCACUGAUGUUAACACACCCUGAAUAGCCCUGAAUGUCAUUGUAUUGCCUUUCAUUGCUUUAAUUUGCACGCCAGUGGUUUAAUAGACACGGUGUGUCAGUAAAACUGACAGGUGGAACUCUCAGAAAAUUAUAUAUUCUUUGUAUAUUCUUUCCAAUUGGUUGUGCAAUAUGGCAAGAAAACUCAUUGGUGACUGACUACCUGCUUAAGUGAAAACUCUUUUAACGCUUUCUGUAUUUUACUGACUACUAUUAGCAUUAUAAAAUAGUGCUAUACUCAUAUUUUCUGCAAUUAUACCUGCUUUGUGUUCAUUUUCAUUUUGUGUGUACCUAAACUUCGAUAUCUAUCUUAAAGGGGUAUUUUUUAACAUAACUUAACAUGGCCAUCAUUACUGUAUUUAGCUUGUUCUUGUUGAAAGAAAACAUACCUUACUGAACAUGUGAAAAUAUUUCUUAUAAAAUCUGUCCAUUAUGUGAUUUUUUUCUGCUAUUUACCCAGAGACAUGCAGUAGAAAGAUGUUUUUUUCUCAGGAAUACCUGCACACACAAUACCAUUUUGCAUAAAAUAAUGCAAAAUUGUUUUGGGGAUCUUUGAUUUCAAAAUACAUAGUUUGCGUUAUGACAAAGUGUCAUCGAUUGUAGAAUCAAAGAGUAAUAUUGCUAAAAUAUCGAUUAAAAUAUCAGAUAGCGGCAUUUAGUUUGCAAUCAUGUUUCCUAUUGGCAGCGCUAAGCCAAUAGGAAACAUCAUCGAUAAGGUUAGGACGAUGACAGCGUCAGAUAAUUUUAUCCCAUGUUUCCCACAUGAACAUACACCCUUGAUUAACGGAGCAUUUCCUCAAACACUUACAUCAGUUUCUACACCAUUGCUGUAAAGAUAGGCUACUCUGUUUCAUUUAACUGGGAACAUCUGGAAGUUAAUGGGUUCAGAGAUGAGUGUUGCACAACAUGAUGUACCUGCUGUGGUUUGUCAAGGGACAAAACACUUUACGCAAACAUGCUGGAUUCCCAAAUCCUGAACACAACUAUGCAUCAACUAUGCAUCAAGUGUUGUCAAGUUAACCAUUCGCUUUAAAACAAAGUGUAUGUUUGCAUGCACAAAGUAUCCUAAUGUAAACUUACUGAAUAAACAGCCCAGGAAACAUCUUUACAUGACUGUCAUUGCUCUCUGCUGACUGCUGCACUGUUUUUACCCCUUCUAAAUAAGGAAGCAGCCUGUCAGACAUAUGACCAUCAGACCAAUUUGGGCUCUGCCAAGGUCCCCAUCACAUCCCCUGAUCACACAAAGCCAUCCAAUGAGACCACAUUCCCAAUCUCGUCUGUUCAGCCGAACUCCCAGAAGACUUGGCAUUGCGGGUCAGUGCUACAGUUCUUGCUGAGUUGUAAAUUUGCUUUUGGUGGGAUGCUGGUCAGAAUGAUGUCAUAAAGGUGCAGAUAGCUGGCAGUGUAUAAAGAUAAUUCAGAUUUUAUACUCUGAGGCCAGCGUUGCCCGUUCAGAGAGAGCCCGGAGCUGCAAAACAUGGUCUUCACCACCGCCACCUCAAGCUCUGCUGGUCGAUCUCCAUUUUCAGGAACGCUGCUGUCAGGCUUCAGUUUCAUGUCAGAAAUCCUGAUCUGCCUUCCAAAAAUAAGCUGCCGCCAUGCUGAAGGAAGCAAAACAAGAAGGGCGGUAUUUUUAGGGUCAUUAAUUGGGACCACGUGCCCAGGAGGUGAACCGGAUGGCUAUUGCACAAAGGUGGCUCAUCACUAUGUCCUACGAGGCCAGCACUCACUGGACGUUUUCUGCGAUUGUUCUCUUGGGGUUUGUGGUGGGGAUUGUGUCAUCAUAUCCAAUUCCAAGCAGGACUAACGAUGCAUCGUUGGAGAGGAGAUGGGAAACUAUGUUUUCCCGGUCUAUUCUUGGGAUCUCAGGGGAGAACUCAGAACUGAACUGGGAGAGUGACUAUUUACUGGGGAUUAAGAGAGUCCGGAGGCUUUACUGCAAUGUAGGCAUCGGGUUUCACCUUCAGGUCCUACCAGAUGGAAGGAUAAACGGAAUCCAUACUGAAAACCAGUACAGUCUAAUAGAAAUCUCAACAGUAGAGCGUGGAGUUGUUAGCCUGUACGGGGUGAAGAGUGAGCUGUUUGUGGCAAUGAACACCAAAGGACGGUUAUAUGGAACGGCUGUUUUUCAUGAGGAGUGCAAGUUCAGGGAGUCCCUGCUUCCCAACAAUUACAAUGCAUACGAGUCCUCAGCCUACAGCGGCUCCUACAUUGCACUCAGCAAGCAUGGGAGAGUCAAGAAAGGAAGUAAAGCCUCGCCUUCCAAGACAGUGACACACUUUCUUCCAAGAAUAUGAAGAAAGAAGCCAUCAGCAAUUUGAUUUUCCAUAACUUGCACAUGUUAUAUUCUCCCAGGUAAAACAAAUAGUAUAUAUUCAUAGUAUUUAUUUUGUCAUUUAUAUAUGUAUAUUUGGUUAGUUCAAUUGGUAUUAGACUUUGUAUAUGCCAUAUUUUGCUGCUUAUUGUAUGUUAAUAUUAUUAUUAAUACCUAAGGGACUUAACGUUGGUCUCUUCACUUUCUAUAUGUGUGCUCACCAUGAGAUUUAACCCUGUCACAAGGAUGACAACUAUCCUUAGCUUUUAGAAGUGCAAUGGAUACUUUUUAUUACCUCAAAUAGUACCCUUCUGACUUACAAGGAUUCAUGAAGAUACGAUGAAUGGAACGUCCAUUUAUGUCUAGUCAUUUAAGAAGACUCGGUUUUCUUCCCAUACCACAGGGAAGUGCCCCGGUCAGAUUCCUUUUGGAUCUGGCUUCAUUGACUGUGCAGAAACCGCAGGCUGUCUUUAAAAGUGCAUUUUAAUACUGCAGCAGCAAAGCAAAGUUCCAUAGAAAGUAGCCUGAUACAUCAUCUAUUUCUUAGGUUUUUAACAAUGCAAAAGUAGAGAUGAUGGGCAAACACUGCAAUACAGUAAACUGGAACAACAGAAUAGCAAAUGAAAGGAAUAUACACCCCCCUUGUCAAGGAUAUGAAUAACAUAUUACAGGUCUCGAUUCCAUGAAAGCAUUGGUCACUGUGAUCCAGCAUAUCAUAGCAAAAUCCUAUUCAUGGUUUUAUUAAAACAGUUAAAGUGGUUCCCAAGAUAUAGCUUUCAUAGCUCAGACUACGAGCUACACAUGAGUUACACAUUCACCUAUGCAAAGUUCCACCAAAUUCAGCCAAGCACUUCCCAAGAUAUAUCCAUUAAUAAAUCAGAAGCCUAAGAUGCAAGGGGUCUUGCAGGGAAUAAUAGCAUGAAAUAUAAACAAACUGUCCUCACAGGGUUAAAUAUGCACGUAUGCAUUACUUUUAUAGUGUAUAAUUACAUGCAAAGGCUGCUCUUUGCUUUACCUUGAAAUAGAUGUCAUUUUGUUACUCAAAAAAUCUAGAAAAGACUUAUGGGACAACAUAUGUACAACAUAUUGUUUUUAUAACCCUGUAGGAAUGCCAAUGAUGCAGGGAUAUAGGCUCCUUCCCAAAUACCUAAGAAGUCCCUAUAAAAUGUCUGUCGAUUGGAGCCUUUAAAUUCCUGCAGCUCGCCCCAUUGAAACCAUUUGUAGUACAAGGUUAUGAAAUGUGUUCUUUGGUAGAGCAUUAGCACUUCUGGUUCCAAAUGUAAGAUUACUAGGCACUGCAGUGUCUGAAUUGAUGACUGAAGCCUGUGCAAGCUUGUAGGGCAAACACAUUGCUACCUGUGGCCCUAUUUCAGAGCACGCUCUAAAGCAAAGGUAGAUUUCCUCAGAGGAAUACAACAAGUGCAAUAAAAACAAUAACUGCUAUUUACAAGACGGUGCAGUCGAAUUACAGUUCCUAGGAGUUUGUUGAUGGGUUUAUUUUGGUAAAAUGAUUUAUUGCUUUAAAAUAGGGCCCUGAUGUCUUGACAUUUAAACAUGAGUAGCUUAAGCACUUUUAGUAGGAAGCAGUUGAAGCUCCUGCAUGAACAUGUUUUAUUAAUCACCAAAUGUUACCUGGAGUGCCUUCUUUAGCAAUGCGUGUGCCAAGAGCAGGUAGACAUUGUUUAAGGAAUACGUAUUGUAAUUUUGAAAUAGUAGCUUUUUACUGUAACUUGCGCCCAAUCACCAUUUAAUUAUGUCAGUUCAAUGUGACUAUAUAUAUAUAUAUAUAUAUAUAUAUAUAUAUAUAUAUAUAUAUAAGUCAAUGGACAAAUGGGAUAAACCCAGGAGUUUUAACAGCUGGAUUAUACAAAAGUAUUACUAGUGCUGUUUAUUUCUAUAGUAAUAAUGUUGUGGGUUCAAAUAGAUGGAGUGUGGAAUGAGUUGUGUGGACAAGUGUUGCUAUAGAUUGUUGUAUUAUGAGGGUUUUUUUGCUUCUACUGUAUGAACACCAUGUUUACAGAAACAGCAAAAAAAAACAUGUUACAUACGUGAUUAAGCAACAGAACUACGAUUGGAGGGCAAUACAAGGUCAGCUACCAAGGUAAUGCCCGAUAAGUGUUUGCUGCUGUUAAACUAUGCGUGAUAAAAACUAUACACAAAACCAAAGGAUUAACGGCAUUUUCUCAAAACAAUGUGUGCCCAUGCAACUAGUUGUGAGAUAAUAAUGAUUUAGGGUAAAGCGAUAAGGGAACAUGCGGAUUUGUGUAGGUGGUGCAGAAAUGAUAGCAUGCUGAAUGUGAGAUGAUGUAUUGUGAAGUUUAAGAGGCUGAAUGACUGCUAUGUAAACAGCCAGGUGGGUUUGA